CGCAAAUGCUCUGAUCAAACGGCCGCCUAGCCGAACAGGAAUCAGGGAGAGCGAGGGGCAGCAGAUCGUCGCCGCCGCAGGCCCGCAGCCGUCCCGCAUCGCAGUCGCCGCCGCCGCGUCGUGCCAGCUUUGAGCGAGACGAACCGAUGGCGGGCACCGCAGCCGUGUACCGGAGGGUCAUGAAGGCAGUGCAGAAGCACGUCGGCGGGAGCGCCGAUAAGAAGCACUUCCGCGAGUUCGUGGCCGCCGAGUUCCGCAGCCCGGCCGGCACGGAGGCCGACGCCAGAGCGAGACUGCGGCUCGCCGGGGACUACGCGUACCAUCUCACCAGCAUCCAACACCAGAAGGAACUGCUAUUCUCAUACAAUAUAGCUGUGGAUCGAUCUGAUGAAAUGAAGAAGAUAUUGAACAAAUCUGCUGCCAGUGUAGGCCUUCAGCUUCCAGAUGUCUACCAGCCUUGAGAGCUUGGGCGACCCGUGGUACUGCUUUUGGGCAACUUUGCUUGAGUUACAAAUUUCCAGUUGUUCUGGAUAGUUUAGCGUGCUAUAGCUGUAAGCAGCUGUACUCUCCCCAAUAACGACCAGUGGCAUUGAUUCUCUUGAUGCUUUGUACUACCUUGUUCCAUGGCGUCUGCUUACCCUUAAAUUAUAAAUUCAGCUGUACUCUUGAAGUUAAGUUAUGUGCAUCCAUCAUGUUCGUGUUGUAAUUUGCACAAAUCUGAAUUGUUGUAUGGUAGGUUGCUCCUUUCUGUUUACCCUUAAAUUAUAUAUAUUUCUGUUA
This is a messenger RNA of Triticum aestivum (bread wheat), 780 nucleotides long. RefSeq lists its product as uncharacterized. Bases 147 to 461 code for a protein of 104 amino acids. Lineage: Eukaryota; Viridiplantae; Streptophyta; Magnoliopsida; Poales; Poaceae. The transcript is spliced from 2 exons. The record is from RefSeq and is a predicted model, not a curated record.